UCUGGCAGAGCGACUGCGGGAGCUGAGACGUGCUGAGCUGCGAGCAGAGCAGCAGAGCCAAGGCUUGGAAGGCUAGGCUGGCGCGCUGCGCUGCGGGGCGCUGCUGAGGGCGAGCAACGGACUGGCCAGGCCGCCUCCCCGAGGCCCAUGCAGGGGCGAUACAGCCCGCUGCUCACUCAUGAGGCCUCCGCGGGGCGUGGGAAGGACCCAAGGCAUCCCGCUGGGGCUGCUCGCGUUCUGGGUAGCUACCGCCCGCUGUCUGCAGAGUCAGGGUGUGUCACUGUACAUUCCACGGUCGGCCAUCAACGCCACUGUCCAAGAGGACAUCCUGCUGUCAGUGGACUACAUCUGCCACGGCGUGCCCACUAUCGAGUGGAGGUACACACCUAACUGGGGUGUGCAGAAGAUCGUGGAGUGGAAACCAGGGACCCCAGCCAAUGUCUCCCAAAGCCACAGAGACAGAGUCUGCACCUUCGACAAUGGCUCCAUCCAGCUUUUCAGCGUGGGUGUGAGAGAUUCUGGCUACUACGUUAUCACCGUCACAGAGCACCCGGGGAGCAGCCAGUCCGGCACCAUCUUGCUACACGUGUCUGAGAUCCGCUAUGAGGACCUCCACUUCGUCGCUGUCUUCUUUGCUCUGCUCGCUGCUGUGGCUGUGGUGCUAAUCAGCCUCAUGUGGGUUUGCAAUCAGUGUGCGUAUAAAUUCCAGAGGAAGAGGAGGUACAAACUCAGAGAAAGCACCACUGAGGAGAUCGAGAUGAAGGAUGUUGAGUGUUAGCCAAGACUGUGCCAAUUACAUUGCUACCUCAAGAGAAAAACAGUAUUUCCAGUCGAAGGAACAAACCGCGCCAGUCCUUGCUGCAGCUUCCACACCCCUUUCCUGAGAGACAGCUGGAAGACAAGAAAGCUGGCUGUGCAUCUGGAGGUGACAGCCUAUGUAAGUCAGUUCUAGGACUUGCCUGUAGUUCAAAGAAAUAUCUGAGGCUUCAACCAGGAACUCUCUUUGGUUGCAGCUUCAGGACCACGCUGACCCUUAACACAGGCAGGCACCAGCUACCACUUACAAUAUGGACUGCGGUUCCACAUUGCCCUGCUGAGGGAGUCCCUGUCUCCAGGGCCAGCAUGUCUGCAGAGGGGCUAAUGUGCAGCUAGCACUGGAGCAGGCUCCUGUCUGAUGUGCAAACUCCUCCCCGCAUCUCACAUCCCAUAAACAUGAGCAAGCCUGGAGUUCCGAGACAGUCUGAUGAUGCGAGUGAACUGUACCUCGUGGGGAGCAGCUGAGUGCACGAAGGAACCAGCUUUGGGCACAGAGAGCAGAAGGCAUUGAUCUCAUCCUCCCUCAGAACUUGGGUUGCUAUGAGAAAAACAUGGCUUCAGUUGACCAGGGGUAGCUGAAUGGGCAGUACAACAGUAAAAUCCAUAAGCUUCCAGCUUCGUCCUGUUCGGUCACUGGAGACUUUAAAUCUCCAGUCAGAUCCUGGGCAGAGGAGCAUGUGGUAUUCACCUACCUCAUACGGCAUCAGGGACUAAGAAAAACAUGUGAAUCCUUGGAAGAUCUGGAAAGUUAGUUGAGAAAGUGCAAUAUUGUAUAGCAAAGGUUAAAAUGCCCUGGGGCGGGGCUGGAGAGAAGGCUCAGCACCUAAGAGCCCUUGCUGUUCUUGCAGAGGACCCUGAUUGCUGCAGUUCCGUGCACCCACAUGGUAGUUCACAACCUUCUGUAGCUCCAGUUCCAGGGAAUGAGUCUCUCUUCUGGUCCUCACGGGCACUGCACGCACACAGUGCACACAUAUAUGUGAAGGCAAAACAUUCAUACACGUGAAAUAAAGUUUAAAAAAGUAAAUCUAA
Molecule: messenger RNA, 1845 nt
Organism: Rattus rattus (black rat)
Lineage: Eukaryota; Metazoa; Chordata; Mammalia; Rodentia; Muridae
Gene: Vstm5
Product: V-set and transmembrane domain containing 5
Exons: 4
Coding region: 179-778 (199 amino acids)
Biological process (GO): positive regulation of excitatory synapse assembly; filopodium assembly
Cellular component (GO): plasma membrane; axon; dendrite
Source: RefSeq, a predicted model, not a curated record